GAAAAAUAAUUUUUUUAUUGUGGAUCCCUGAAACAUAUUUGAAACCAUAAUAAGAUUUUGAAGAUAGUAUAAUUAAAGUAGACUAUAAAAAAAUAUGUAAAAGUCACGUACAUGAACACAUAUGAAAUAUGUUUUUUAUGCUCUGAAGAUGUCUCAUUAUGUCAUGUGCCUAACUCCUUCCGAAAAUAAUAUGAUGAAUUGGUUAAAAGAAUUCAAUGCGGUGUUGAAACGUGAAUUUUCCUUUUCAUGAGUGAACUUUCCUUUUCAUGAGUUGGCCAUGUGUAUUGCAAUGACUUCAUAAAACAGGGUGCAUGAACCACUUUGGCAAUUUUUAAUUGUUUUGUCUCUCUGGAUAGGUUUUAUUUUCGUGAGAUUCGUGAGACAUGCGAUGUUCGUGAGAUUUGUGAGACAUGCGCUUAUAUAAGAUGUAAUAACAAGUUGAUAUUAGGGUUGUUUUGGUACGAUGGUUUAUUAAUAGAUUUAAAUGGUUCAAUUAUAUAAUAAUGUCACCAAUUUAUAGUUAGAGUAAAAACCGGAUACAUAUAUAAGGUGAAAUAUUUGUCACGGGCUGUUAUAAUAUACAAGGAAAGAUCAAAAAAAAUAAUAAAAAGAAAGGGUGCAGUAACAUUUCAUAGAUAGAUUUUUUUGGACUAUUUUUCUUUUAUUAGUAUAGAUUAUGUUCAUAUAAAUGUAUAUUCUCAUUUGUAAAAUGACAAAAUUAACACAAUAAAUAGUAAAAAAAACUCUCAUCCUCAUGUUUUCUCUCUACUUUCCAUAGAUUUGAGUAAAAGUACUUAUUAAGUCAAAACAAAAACAAAAGAAAAUGAAGACAAAACACAAAAAAAAAUACGUAGAUAGUAUGAUAGGAGGAAUAAGAAUGAAAGUAACGAAAAAAGUAAAAUAAUAGAAAACUUGUUCUUUAUUAUUCCAUCCCGGAUUUGAUAAGAAAUAGUUUUAUUCUGUGCUUCCUUAAACUAAAAGGAAUGAGAAGAAACAUUAAAGAAAAAAUUCUUUAUAAAUAGUUUCAAAUCUAAGAAAUGAAAGACUUGACCAUUCCAUUCAUUCUUAUGAUCUGGACCUUAAACUAGUGUUAUCCAUUUACUGAUAAUUACGGAAACGGAUAAGAGUUGACCAAAAAAAAUUUCAACAAAUCUAGUAAGAAAAUCUAAAUAAGAGUUUGUACAUCAUACUUCUGGUAAGAGAUAAAAGGUGAAUUAAUAUGGAUAUCAACGAAUUGAUUAGUUGUUGACUCCGAUUGAUUAUAUAUAGCGAUAAAUAUUGAGGGAGAAAUAGAAGUACAAUUUUAAAAUGGAUACACGUCAAAUGCUGGUUAUAUUUUCUUAUGUGGUUCUCACGCAUAUGACCCUAGGAAACAUUGAUGAGUUCGAUUGUGUUGAUAUAUACAAACAACCCGCUUUUCAACAUCCAUUGUUGAAACACCACAAGAUUCCGGAAAAAUUCACUUCAAAUGAAAGUUUUGAUAGAAAAAAUAAAUAUAAAACAAAUGAUCAAAUUUGUCCAAAAGGAACCGUGGCAAUUUUAAGACAAAGAAGUGAAACUGAGAGCGUUCAUCUCGACACAAUCUAUCAAUUCGGCCACCAUUUUGCGUUGAUGGAUGCAUCUUCGUUUGAAACCAUCUAUCGAGGAGCACAAGCUGAUAUAAGUAUUCAUAACUUAACUUUACAAAAUAACCAAUACAGUAAAAGUCAAAUUUGGUUAGAGAAUGGACCUAUUGCCGAACUCAACAGCAUACAAGUUGGCUGGGCGGUACAUCCAAGAGUGUAUGGAGACAGUGCUACACGAUUGACUAUAUAUUGGACUGGAGAUGGCUAUAAAACUGGAUGCUAUAAUACAGAAUGUCCUGGAUUUAUUAUUAUUACUCGAAAACCCUCGAUUGGAAGCAUUUUUAAACAAUCCUCUGUGUAUGGUGACAAACCAGUAACUUUCACACCACAAGUUAUUCAGAGCUUUUUUGGAAACUGGGUACUGUACGUAGACGACGAAAUAAUUGGAUAUUGGCCCGGAGAGCUAUUUACACACUUGAACAAAGGAGCUUCUCGGGUGCGUUUUGGAGGAAACACAUUUAUGUCUCCAGAUGGGAUUAGUCCUCCAAUGGGAAAUGGUUAUGUUCCGAUCUAUGACUAUGAAAGGAGUUCGAGUUUUCUUCAAGUGAAACUUAUGAAUGAUAAGUAUCAGAGCAUCGAAGCUGAAACACAAAUGGGGGUUGCAGAUUCUAAGUGUUUUACACUAAUAAGUCGGGAUUACACCAAUGAGACUGGAAAUUCCUUUUCUUUUGGAGGACCAGGUGGAAGUUGUGGUGUUUGAUUAUUUUAUAUAUGUUCUGACCAAGACUAUCAAAUUUAUAAAAGAAAUAUGAACUGUUUUCAAUACUACAAAUCACUUUUAUGUUUCUUGUUUUAAA
This is a messenger RNA of Brassica napus (rape), 2422 nucleotides long. RefSeq lists its product as uncharacterized. Lineage: Eukaryota; Viridiplantae; Streptophyta; Magnoliopsida; Brassicales; Brassicaceae. The coding region runs from base 1309 to 2325 and encodes 338 amino acids. The record is from RefSeq and is a predicted model, not a curated record. The transcript is spliced from 7 exons.